AUGGUGGAAUCCGACGCGUUCCAUCCUCGUACGAAGCGCGCCGGCUGGCAGGGUCCGGUUCUGAGCUUGCUGCUAUUUGUAGCCGUUCUGUUCACCCUUCCAGGCCUUCGUACGUUUCUACUCCCACGUCAGUUUGGCAGAUAUGCACUCCUGCCAAGUUCGGUGGACUCUGUUGAAACCCACGAUCUGAACUACGCAAAGGGUUCGGCUAAUGGCGCUGCGAUGGAGGAGCGGGUACUGUUUCUGGUUCCUCUUCGCGACGCCCAAGCACACAUGGACAUGUUUUUUUCGCACAUGGUCAACCUCACAUACCCACAUAAUCUGGUCGACCUGGCUUUUCUCGUUUCCGACACCACUGAUAAUACGCUGGCAGUUCUCAAGCAAAAGAUCUCUGCCAUCCAGGCCGACAAGGACACUAAAAUGCAUUUCGGAACGGUUGAGAUUUUCCAGCGCGAUUUUGGCCAAGCAAUUGGUCAGGGAUUCAGUGACCGUCACGGCUUCGAGGCUCAGGGUCCUCGCCGAAAACUCAUGGCCCGUGCCCGUAAUUGGCUCUUGAGUGCCGCCCUCAAACCCUACCAUUCAUGGGUUUACUGGCGUGAUGCCGACGUGGAAGUUGUCCCUCCUACUAUUCUUGAAGACCUCAUGGGUCACAACAAGGAUGUGAUAGUGCCCAACGUCUGGCGACCUUUGCCCGACUGGCUCGGCUAUGAACAACCCUACGAUUUGAACAGUUGGCAAGAAUCUGAAACCGCAUUGGAACUUGCAAACACACUGGGCGAGGACGCGGUCAUAGUAGAAGGCUAUGCCGAGUACGCAACCUGGCGCCCUCAUCUUGCCUAUCUCCGCGACCCUAAUGGAGAUAUCCACGUUGAAAUGCCGCUGGAUGGUAUCGGAGGUGUCUCCAUUCUCUCCCGAGCCUCGGUGUUUCGAAGAGGCGCCUCUUUCCCGGCGUUCUCGUUCGAAAAGCAUGCUGAAACAGAAGGGUUUGGCAAGAUGUGUCGGCGAAUGGGAUUCUCAGUCGUAGGACUACCACAUUAUACUAUUUGGCAUAUUUAUGAGCCCUCCUCAGACGACCUUAAACAUAUGGAGUGGAUGGCUCGUGAGGAAGAGCGUCAACGUACUGAAAAGCUCAUGCAAGACGACAGAGAUAGAAACUUCAAGCUGGGCUUCGAGGACGUUAAUGCAGUGUGGAAACUGCAAAAAGAACGUCUGUUGGGUGUUGAAUAA
This is a messenger RNA of Wickerhamiella sorbophila, 1227 nucleotides long. Its product is annotated as Mannan polymerase II complex ANP1 subunit. Bases 1 to 1227 code for a protein of 408 amino acids. Lineage: Eukaryota; Fungi; Ascomycota; Dipodascomycetes; Dipodascales; Trichomonascaceae. The transcript has a single exon. The record is from RefSeq and is a predicted model, not a curated record. Gene Ontology annotation, molecular function: alpha-1,6-mannosyltransferase activity. Gene Ontology annotation, biological process: cell wall mannoprotein biosynthetic process; protein N-linked glycosylation. Gene Ontology annotation, cellular component: mannan polymerase complex.